Messenger RNA from Papilio xuthus (Asian swallowtail), 1529 nucleotides. Its product is annotated as HMG box-containing protein 4. The transcript is spliced from 8 exons. Lineage: Eukaryota; Metazoa; Arthropoda; Insecta; Lepidoptera; Papilionidae. The record is from RefSeq and is a predicted model, not a curated record. The coding region runs from base 152 to 1210 and encodes 352 amino acids.
UGACUUUUGACAUUUAUUUGCUCUUUGCCGUUUUUGACACCUGUCAACUGUCAGUCUUAAUUGACGGAUAUCGAUGUUGGCGGGUCCUAGCGUUACGAAAACAAACAAUAUAUUUCGAUUAUAUUAAAAUAUCAAUUUACCGUUAUUCAAUAUGCAGGAUGAUUUGGAGGUUACGGGUAUAUCCCGAAGCGGGAGAGUGAGAAAGAAAAGUUCAAAGCUGAUGGAUUUUGAAUCUCCAGACGAUAUUGAGACUAGGUUUCGACGACAAACACCAGUGAAGUCGUACGCCGGUUUCAAGCAAGAAGAGCCUAUGGAAUUUCAUGAGACCCCACAAAAGCCCGCGGAAGACGCGGGUACUGCUUCGGGUAGUGAAUCCGACUUUUAUGAAAACAAUGGAGAAAAUGCUGAAAGCAUGGAGUCAGACAGUUCAGCGUCAGAUGAAGGCACCGCGCGCACUCCCGCCAACUCUCUCUACAUGAUGGAGAAAAGUAACAAGAAAAAAUUAAUAAUAAAAGAUGGGAAAGUCAUUGGUAGAGCCAAAGCCCAGAGAAAAGACAAAGGCAAAACUAGAAUUACUGCAUACAUGAUGUGGGCUAAGGAAGCUAGAAAUGAUCUUUUACGCCAGAGUCCAAAUAUGGACUUUUCAGCAAUAUCAAAGAAACUGGGUGAGAUGUGGGCUAAUGUAACAUACAAUGAGCGAUAUUUAUGGAAACGUAAAGCAAAGAGAUUUGCUAUGCAAAAAGAACAAAGCAAUCAAGUUGCAACCUCUAAGAUAAUAUCAAAUCCCAGUGCCCGCCCCACGUCAAACGCAGGCCCCGGCCGACCACCGGCCAACCGGGCACGCCAGCCCCCGCCACCUGCACAGCAGAAUGCCCUCACACCGGUGUCAACUGGCAGUCCGACGGCAUUGUUGUCAACGAUGCCAACAGGGGGCACGGCGGCUGUGUACCGCGUCACGGGUUGCGGAACCAUUGACGUGGCCGCGCACCUGCGUCUGCUCGGUGAGAGCCUCGCCAUCAUCGGGGAACGGCUCAAGGAGCAUGAGGGUCAGAUCGCGGUAUCGGGUUCAGUAUCAGUGCUGCUGGACACGCUGCUGUGCUCGCUGGCGCCGCUGCUAAGCGUGGCGCGCGCGGUGCCGCCCCUCGCGCCCCCCGCUCACGUCAUGCAGAACACUCUGCACAACAUAGCCUACAUAAUGCCCGGAUUAUAACCAACACGCACCCCCCAAUAUCAUGCCCGGGCUAAAACCAACACACGCCCCCAACAUCAUUAUCGGACUAUAAAUAACCCCCAUCCACCAACAUCAUGACCUGACUACGAAUAACACUCACCUAAUAUACUACUCCGAAUAUGCAGUGUUCUACCUCAGAGUGAUUUUUCAUCUAUUACGACUAACGUCUGUGUUUUUAAGAACAAACGUGAGCAAAAUUGCUAGAAAAUUGUGAUGCAAUGUGACUACAAAUAGACCAAUGUUUAUCUUUAAGUGAAGGUGAACUAAUUUUAUAAAAAUAAACAAUUUUGAAACAUUA